Messenger RNA from Bombyx mandarina (wild silkworm), 1534 nucleotides. RefSeq names its product N-acetylglucosamine-6-phosphate deacetylase. Lineage: Eukaryota; Metazoa; Arthropoda; Insecta; Lepidoptera; Bombycidae. The record is from RefSeq and is a predicted model, not a curated record.
UGAUUAUUUACAAUUUUUAAUACCAAGUUUGUUUAAUAUUUUUAAUUCGUCGGUCUCAAUUAUAUUUAUUUAAAAUGAAAUCUAAAUCAGGUUUAACUCGUUUUCACAAUUGUUACAUUCUUCGUGAUCGUAAAAUUAUCAAAGAAGAUUUAUGGAUACGAGAUGGAAAAAUCGAAAAUCCUGAACGUGUUUUUUAUGUGGAACAACUUGAAGCAGACAUCACAGUUGAUUGCGAGGACCUACUUAUUGCUCCCGGGUUCAUUGACAUUCAGAUAAACGGUGGAUGGGGUGUUGACUUCUCUAGAGAUUCUGAUAACAUUGAAGAAGGCGUGGCUAAAGUUUCAAAGAAUUUGUUAGCUCAUGGAGUAACAGCAUUUUGUCCUACGAUGAUUACAUCAGAUCAAGAAAUUUAUAGGCAAAUAUUACCAAGAAUUAAGAAAACCCAAGGAAACAAAAAUGGUGCUACAGUACUUGGAGUACAUUUAGAAGGCCCAUUUAUAAGCCCUACCAAAAAGGGAGCUCAUGUUGAGUCCUAUAUAAAAAAUCCUCAUAGGGGUAUAGAUACUAUUAGAGAAGUAUACGGUUCUUUGGAUAAUGUGGUAAUAAUCACACUAGCUCCAGAACUUCCAGGCUGUUUUGAAGCAAUCAAGGAUCUCACGAAUCUUGGUAUCAAAGUUGCUCUUGGACAUUCCAUUGCCAGUUUGGCUGAAGGCGAAAAGGCUGUCGAGUGCGGUGCUAAUUUAAUAACUCAUCUCUUUAAUGCAAUGCUACCAUUCCAUCAUCGUGAUCCAGGAUUAGUAGGGUUACUAGCUUCUACGAUGAAAAAACAAGUAUAUUAUGGUAUAAUAGCUGAUGGUAUCCACACUCAUCCAGCAGCGCUCAGAAUAGCAAACAGAACUAAUCCCGAAGGUUUAGUACUAGUAAGUGAUGCAGUGCCAGCGCAGGGACUACCGGAUGGUAACCAUCGCAUUGGACCGCAAAUCGUGACGGUAGAAGACGGUUGCGCUUACGUCACUGGAACGAAAACCCUCUGCGGAAGCACUACUGCCUUGGACUCUUGUAUUGUGAAAUUUAAAGACUCAAUUGAAUGUAGCUUGGAAUAUGCAUUGGGAGCAGCCUCAUUACAUCCGGCUAAGGCUUUAGGAAUUGAUGACAAGAAAGGGAAUUUAAACUUUGACAGUGACGCUGACUUCGUAAUACUUCACCCUAAAACAUUGAUAGUUCAAUCCACCUGGAUAGCUGGAGAAUGUGUAUAUAAAUGCCAGAACUAAGACAUGAACAAAACCAAUAUAUUAUAUUUUAAAAAUAAUAUCAGUACAACUGGGACGAUGAUAAUUUUGAGAAACGUAUUUCUCGACAUUAUACAAAUAAUAUCAUAUAUACGUACAUUUAAGUUCUGAAUAAAAUUCCCAAUUGUGCUGUUUCAAUGUUUUCAGUGUAAAAUUUCUUUUUCUCCUACCUACGCCGAAAGUUCGGUUUUCCUCCCACUGUACAGGGAAGAAAGUCUAACUUUUCCUUCCUGGGUACUGACAAG